Astrephomene gubernaculifera is the source of this 1934-nucleotide messenger RNA. Lineage: Eukaryota; Viridiplantae; Chlorophyta; Chlorophyceae; Chlamydomonadales; Astrephomenaceae. The record is from the annotation of a GenBank genome assembly.
AUCUGCAUCUGGAGACAGAAUUCUGGUCAAACAGUUUUUUUAUGCCUAUUUACAAAGAUGAAAGCAACAAACAACUGUACAAGACACCCUAGCUUGCAAGUUCCUGUGCGUUCAGUGCUGCGGCACCUUUUGGUGCCUCCUAGCAUUGCUGUAAAUGCGAAGGCGCACGUUCAUGCCCGCAGCGCUUCGAAUCUAGGCUUGCAGCGCAGUCGCGCUUCUAGCCGAAUGCGCGUUGCUGGCGCCAAAGCGCAGGCGUCAGAAGCAACCACGGGGGCUACAGCUGCUGAUAGUAUUGAAAAUAAAAAGGCGGCAUCAGUGGCCGUUAUUGGUGUUGGGCUAAUGGGAAACAAAAUUGCGAGGAGGCUUGCGUCACAGGGCGCGCAAGUAUCCGCAUGGAACAGGACAUCCACAUCGGAUAAGCUGACGACCCUGCCGGACGCCGGUGUUCGCGUUUGCCACUCCCUCAAAGAAGCAGCGACUGCAGACGUUCUUUUGCUUACUCUAUCGGAUGCAGCUACCAUUCGUGCAACCAUCCUCAGCGACGAAAUGCGGCCCUUGUUGCCGGGGAAGACUAUCCUACAGAUGGGAACUAUUGGUCCCGCUGAGUCCCGCGGCCUGGCCUCCGACAUCUCCUCCGCGGGCGGUCGCUACGUGGAGGCGCCCGUGCUGGGCAGCCAGCCGGAGGCGGAGCGGGGCGCGCUGCUCAUCAUGGUGGGCGCGGAGGCCGACCCGCGGGUCAGCCCCGGCGACCCCGUGUGGCCGCUGCUGCUGGCGCUGGGCCGGGAGCCCGACAUCCACUUCAUGGGUCCGGUGGGGGCCGCCGCGGCGGUCAAGCUGGCACUCAACCAGCUCAUAGCCUCGCUCACGGUGGGUUUCUCCUGCUCGCUGGGUCUGGUUCAGCGCUCCGGCGCCCCGGUGGACCGCUUCAUGUCGCUUCUGCGGGCCUCCGCGCUGUACGCGCCCACGUACGACAAGAAGCUGGGCAAGAUGCUGGACAGGGACUACGGGGCAGCAAACUUCCCGACAAAGCACCUGCUAAAAGACGUGAAGCUCUUUGAGAGCGAGGCGGCGGCUGUUGGCCUGGACACACGGCUGCUGGCGGCGCUGCGGGGCAUUGUGCAGGACACCGUUGAUCGGGGUUUGGCUAACACCGAUUACUCGGCGGUAUAUGAUGCGGUCGUGUACCCGGAUGCAGACCCAGCAACAGCAGCUGCAGCGGCUGCGGAUCCAGCUGUGGAGCCGAGCAAGCAGCGCGCAUAAGCAGCUGCAGGCAGCAGGAGUGAGCAGUAACAAGCAGCAGUAGACAGCAGGUAGCUGAAGAUGAUAUCCUACCAACCUAACCGUUCCAGUAGAGCUCUUUUUAAUGUUCGGAGAGCUGGCGCAUCCAUUGAAAACCCCCGGCCACUGAGAAGUGGUACUGGCCUGAAGUCUGGUAUCAUGCAUGGACUGUUGCACGGCCCGGGCUCAUGGGAAUUUUGGACGAGCGGUAUCCAAUGCGCCUAGUGCAUUACAUCUUGUGCUUAGCGCAUUGAGGGGCAUGAUAGAGUGAGUGUGUAGAGGGGUGAGGUGUAGAGGGGCGCGAGUGCGUAGCUGGCUUAAGCGAAAAGGAAAGAAAAGGAGGCAAAUUGUUAUACGACGGAGUACUGUGCUGUUGGUACGGCUUUUUUGUAGCCGGAGUUGCUGCCGUACUGGCAUGCUAUGUGUCUCGUUCAAGGAAGAUAUUAUACCGUGAGAGGAGAGAGAGUGCGUGUAGUUGAAUAGGACAAGAGCAAGCAGUUGGGAUAGGAGAGAGAGUGCGUGUGUGGAAGAUGGGCGGGAAUUGUGCUUGGACUAUUGGCAAGUGCAGUAUGAGUACAGAGGGUGGUACGUUUUAAAGUAAGGGCUAUAGCCUUUACGGUAGUCAUUGAUGAUUACAGGCUGUAGCACUUUGCCGA